AUGUUAUCAUUAAAAGGUAUUUUGAUCAUCACUUCGUGGACUAUUUGUAUAGCUCUUACCAGUAUUUAUGGUGUUUAUAGUGCUGGUGAUUAUACAUUACAUUUUAUUAAAUUUUGGUACAAUAAUUAACUCAUUCUUAUUAACUUAUAACUUGUUAUUUUUAUUUCUACAUAGACAAAAAACAAUUUGGUAAGUCACCUAUAUUUACAUAUUUAGUACAAAGGUAAAAUUAUAAUAACCUAUACUAAACUGUAUAGUAAUUAUACGAUAAGAUAGAAUUGAAUUGAAAUGAUAUACUAAUCCACAAACUUGUUGCUUAUUAUUAAUAUAGAAAUUUGAUUUUAUAAAUUAUUUAACAACGAAGAAAUACUAUAGGCUGGGACUUUAAUAAUUUUAUAGAUUUUGGUUCCGAUUAGGAUCUUAAAAAAAAAGAAUUAAAAUUCCGGUACUAGUUAAUGUACAGUUUUAAAUUUAUGUUCCGGUUCCGGUUUUUAUAAUAUUUCAUACUAUAUCAUAUAACAUAUCAUAUAUCAUAUUUCUUGAUUAUAUGAUAUAACCAAGAAAAAAUAAGUAUAUAUAAAAUAAUUAAAUAUGACAAAAACCACUCCAAAAAGCGAAGCUUGUGCUUGGAGUAGGUAUAAUAUGGGUUCAUUUUGGUUAAUAUCAGUUUCCGACAUCAAGUUACUUUUUUUAUUUAAAGAAUCUUUAUUAUUAUUAUCAGAAUUUACAGUAGUCUGAAAACAGGAUAAAAUAUUUUUGCAUUAUUUCCAAAAAGUACACAUUUAUUAAUAAUUAUGGUUUUUUAUUUACAUUAAUUUGUUAAUUUUCUUUUUAACUUUAUGAAACCAAUAAUAACCUAAAAGAACCUUUAUUUCAUUUAAAAGGUUCUGAUUCCAGUAUUUUAAUGGUAUUGGCAGUCGGUACGUUUGUGAUCACGACCUUGGGGAUGUUAGAAUUAUCUAAGGGGGCAAUGGAAGUUACAAGCUUAAUUGGGGGUGUUGGAUUGCAAAAAGGGGCGGUGACUGUUUCAAUUUUUUUCAACAAUAUUAUGUAACACAAAUGUACAUGUGUAUUUUGUAUAUUUUUGGAAUAAUCGUUUGUCGUCUGUCGAAUCCGGUCCUUAUCGCGAUAACAUCUAUAAUAUUUUGAAGUGAUCUAUCCUAUGUUAUCUGAAUUCUAUUUGUAUUUAGUAUACUCGGGGAUGCGGACUGUGUUUGUUUUUUAUCGGUUUUAUAAUAAUUGCCAUAUUUUUCGUAUUUAAUUGUAUAUAUCAUGGCUAAAAUGAAGAAAAAAUGUAGGCAGUAUAAUAUUUAAUAUUAAAAGUACAGUUUCAUUCAAUAUCAUUCGCCUGCAAAUAUUACAUUACUGAUGUGCCUCAUUUGCCAAAAAGUUUUUACAAAUGCAAGCUAUGAAACUGUCAAGAGUUCAUGCUUAAAAAAAAAUAUGGAUAUUUUUUUUUUCCUAGUAAAACUCCAGAUCAUCUCAUAAGGAUACCUUUUUUUUUUAUUUAUACUUGUAUAAUAUACAUUAUACAAUAUUAUAAUAAAACAUUUACUUAUAUUCUAUGCUAAAUAAAUAAAUUUUUCAUUGCAUACUUUUGUACUUAUACAUUUUUCUUUAAGGGGCGUCUGUCAGAUAUUUUUUUUCUAAGUGUGCGGUAAAGUUUAAAAGCUUGGGAACCACUGAUGUAGACCCUUUUUUUGAGAUGGUACUUUAAGGAGGUCAUUUUUUCUUAUGAGUUUUCACAUCAAAUACGAAAAACCGAAAAAAAAAACGAGAAAAUGUAAGAAAUGUAGGUAUUGGUUAAAAUCUGCUGGGACUCUAUGAAACUUGUUAAAUUAAAUAUUCCAAUAUUAUUCCUAAAAUAUAUUUAACAGUGAUUUUGCUAUCGGUUAUUGGAUUAUUAGUAAAAUGUUAAUAAACAAUGAUUGCAAUUAAAAGUGAAUGAACUUAUAUUGCAAUAUUUAAACGAAUAUUUUUCCUUAAAAUUCUAGUUAAAAAUAGAUAGGUAGGUACUACGUAUAAUAUGAGAUAAACAGGUUUUUAAAAUUAUUAUUAUAUCAUCAUUAAAAUGGAACUUAACAACUUUUAUAAUCUCAAUAUGAUAAAAUUAAAUAAAAUUAAAUAAGUUUAAAAUGUAUUUACUCGCAUAAGGUAAAUAGACAUUACAAUGCUUAACUCAUAACGUCCUCUUAAUGUCAUAAGGGAAUAAUCACGAUUGAUAUAAACUUCCUCUUGAGCGCCUGAUUUUAAUCAGUAUCCUAAAUUACGUUUUUUUUUUUACUUUUACAUUAAGUAUCCUCCAACCUACCAACAUUUGUCUUAAAAUAAUAAUAAUAUAAUAAUAAUGAUAAGAUAUAUUAUAAUAAAAAUGAUAAUGAUAAUUGUUCUCAUAGAACAUAAGAAAGCAGGGAUAUUGCUUUUUAAAUUCAAAAACAUCAUGUAUUUAUGAAACUUAUUCAUAUGAUUGAUUAAAUUUGUAUUAAUAUUAGUCUAUUUUCAUUGAGAACUGCUCAUUAGUUCACCUAAUUUAAUAUUAUGUAAUAUAAAUAUAUCAGUAACCACAAUGUCUGAACAUUAUUAGCCAUUAGGUAUAAACAUAAUAAUUAUAUUAUUACAAUAUUUCUUGUUUUAGAAAAAGAUAAUAUAAAACAAAGCCAGAGUUCACUAAUUACAAAAGGAAGUCAAGGUAGGUUAAGCAAUGUAUACAAAAUAACAAUGAUUAUAAAUACUGUCAGUUGCUGACUGGUCACAUUUUCAGCGAAACUAAAUACAACUUUCAAUAGAUGGCUAUAAAAUACUAUAAAAACUCAACACGAGCAGUAUUUAUACUGUUUAUCUGUAAUUUUAUUUCUUUUCGUAAUAAGUAUUUUGUUUAUUAUUAUUUAUUCGUGUCGGUCACUAGAGUUACUUGCUAUUUAAUCUUGUAGAAGUAUCAAAUACAAGUAUUUGAAUUAUACUCUUAGUAUUUAAAUACUGAAAAGUAAUAAAUGUUUUUAAAAAUAAAUAAAUAAUUUAUAAGUAUUUUUAUUUUGGAAUACUAAUGUUAUCUACAAAUUUGAGAAUUCCGAUUGUCAGUUGUUCAAUAAAUAUUCAAGAAAAUGUCUUUCAAGUUAAAAGAGUAUGAUAGCCUCAUAUUUUUGUAAAAAUCAUCUAUUGCUUUAUCUUGCUCUACAGUUAGCUCUAGCUCUAUAUCUAAACAAAUUGAAUCUUAUAAUAAUUUCGAUUAGCGAGUGGAAAAUAAUUAUAGUGUAAUAGUGACGUGUGACUAUACGAUUCUGUAUGUUUGUCUCUUAUAGUAGUACGACAAUGUAUACGUUCGCCAAACCACUUCGUUUUUACUACCUGGCUCUUAAACUAGUACGUUUGAGAACAAAAAUGAUUGGAAAACACCGAAAAAAGCUUAAAAAAAAACAGGAAAGUUUACAGUGAGUAGUAAUUUCUAUGCAGUAAAUAUGUUGAAUGUAUACAAUUUAUUUGGUGAGGGGAGUAGAACUAAAUGGUCCGCAGUGAUGCAAAGUUUAUAAUAGUGUCUAAUAUUAAGUUGGUAUCCACAGGUAUAAUAUAAUGUAUUAUAAAUAUAUACCAUAAAUUAUGUACAGAUAUUUUAUAUUGUGUGUAAAUACUAAAUAAUAUGUAAGUUAGGUACCUAUUAUGAAAUUCGGCUUUGUAUCCGUGUAUGCGUUGACAACGUAUUAAAAUCAUAUCCAUACGCAAUCGUACUAGUAUAAAGUUUAAGUAGUAAAAACGAAUUGGUUUUAUAAACGUAUGGAAUCGAAUGUUUACAGAGCCUCAAUGGUCUAAAUUAUUCAAAUUAUUGUCAUUUAGCAUUUGACCUUCAAUAUUGUGCCAUGUAAAUAGCAUUUCUAUUUGCUUCUAAAUAGUCUUUUUACACAGAUGUAAAAUUUCAAUAGGUGGUCCAUUGUUUGUUCUUCUCCAUAUUCGCAUACCCUCAUAGGGCUAGCAGGUCUUUCAAAAUAAUAUACUCACUUUUUACUCUUUUAAAUUGACUACGCAAUCCAACAUUGAUUCAUAAUCGAUUUAAAAUUCUUUAAGUUGUUAUUUCUUUCAAACUCAGAAGCAAAAAUUUCUGUUAAGGUUACUUACGCUAUUUUGCCUCCAAUUAAACCACUAGCUUUUUCGAUUUUCUUGUCGCUAGAAUUCUUCGUGAAACAUUUGUAAACUAUUUCUAUAUUUAAGCCGAUAUAAUUGAUGUAUGAAUCGUUUUAUUUAGGAUUGGAUUAUGUCAGAUAAAUCUACAUUUUAUUAAUUAAGGUAUUAUUUAUACAUUUGGUAACUAUCCGUAAUGUCUCAAUUAGAGCUACGUUAGUUUUCUUUUUAUUUCUUUCUCCAUAAUGAGCUUAUAAAUUAUUCGGUUAAAAGCAAAACGAUAAAGCAGUUACUUUUAGUACGUAUGUUUCCGCUUCCCAUGUGGAUCCUAUAAGUUCAUACUGUAGUUCAUUCGUUGCAUUUAUUUUCAUUUUUUUAUUGUCACGAUGUGCUUUGUAUGUUGAUGAUCGUUCGAGUAGCUCCCCAACUAGAUAUUUAAGAUUAAGGAUAUAAACUAACUCUAAACCCUUACGGUACUCAACGUUACACGAAGUUUUUGAUUGCUUUCUUUAUUUUUGAUGUGGAACAUGCGCUUCACAAAAUUGUAUGCAUACUUUAGUUUUUAUAGGAUAUUAAUGCUUAUAGUAUAUAGGUAAGCACUAACAAAUUCAGUAAAUUAAAUAUUUGUUUUUAGAAGUCAAUCGUUUCGAUUUACAUAAAACUGAACAGGAGAUGGACGAAGAUGAAGACGACGACAUUAUAAGCGAUAUUUCCAAUAAUAAACAAUUUGAAAAAGGUUAGCAGAAUAUACUUACUACUUAUAGAAAUGUUGAUAUUGAAGUCUUAUUAGCAUCCAAAUGCGGCAUUAGAAAAAAAGUAAUAUUUUCAACGUAGUCCGAAUGCGUCCCAGUUUACUUAAACUCUAAAUGUAACUCUGAAUUUUAGAUUUACUUUAGAAUGCACCACAAGGAGGUGAACUGGUUUAAACCUUAAAAAUAUGUAGUAAUCAUAGUAUUAUCUUGGCUUAUGCCUAUUAAGUUAGGAUAAAUGUACUAAUUGUAUAUUUGUAUACUAUAAAAACAUAAUAAAAUACUCGUAUAAUUAUCUUUUUUUCAUAUACCUAAAAAAAAUAUUAAACAUGUUAUCUAUACUUCUAAUGUUUGGUAUUUAAAUGUAAUUUUUUUCUUGACAAAAUCCAAUUUAGAUAAUAUUUUAAUCUAAAAUUCAUUAAUGUUUUACUCAAUUUAUGCAAUAAUCUUAUAUGUACUUCUUUAUGUUCUUAUUAUCUGCGAAGUUAAGAAUCACCACGAACCAAACCGGUUUACGCAACUUUGCCACUCGUUGGUGGUGUGAAUAAGUUGAUUUUAUUUUUUUUAUGUAAUGUCAUAUUUUAAUUUUUUUUUUUUCAUAAGCUGAGUUUAUCAUGGAACGCCUCAAAGAAUUGACGGGGGAAACUAAGGAUGAGCGAGGUAAUUCAACUAGUAUUUCUAAAUGUAAUAUAAUGUAGGUAAUUAUAAAUUAAUUUGUUAAUAAUAUGAUUAAAACAAGAAUACAUAAAUAUAUUUAAUGCAAUUUUCUUAUUUUAGUUCAGGACGAUAAUAUUAACAGAAAUGACGAUUAUGAUUUAGAUGGUAAGUGA
Messenger RNA from Cinara cedri, 5689 nucleotides. The record is from the annotation of a GenBank genome assembly. NCBI's taxonomy places the organism in Eukaryota, Metazoa, Arthropoda, Insecta, Hemiptera, Aphididae.